Molecule: messenger RNA, 2972 nt
Organism: Kogia breviceps (pygmy sperm whale)
Lineage: Eukaryota; Metazoa; Chordata; Mammalia; Artiodactyla; Physeteridae
Gene: TBC1D22B
Product: TBC1 domain family member 22B
Biological process (GO): activation of GTPase activity
Molecular function (GO): GTPase activator activity
Source: RefSeq, a predicted model, not a curated record
GGGAGGGGAGAAGGUAAUAACUAGAGUGUCGUUGAGUUGGGAGAUGUUAAAAAUGGGCUGCAACCAACACAUGGGCCUUUAUUUUUAGGUCAAAGAUUUAUGUAUGUAAAUAUAUAUGCUCUCUCUUUCCAAAAAAUAUUAGACUCCGGAACCUCAUUACCCUCAAAGAAAACAGCACCCUCUCCUCCUUCCCAUAGGUCCCUGUCUUUACCUGCUUCUUCUCCUGCCUGGGUUAAGGAACUUUCAGCCCCGCCUCCCGGCUCGUCCAAGCUCCGCCUGCCCGGUUCACCUGUGUGCCCAGCCCCUGACGUUACCGUUCGGCUUCAGCGGCCUGCAGGAUUCCAGCUCCCGAUUGGUCUGUCUGACCACAGCCUGCGGAGCCCACCAAUGGCAGCGGCGCUGGGUGGGAGGGUGCCCACAUCCAAGAUGGCGCCCCCGGGAGCUGGGAGAGGGUGACCGGCAGCGGGGAAGCGGCCUGGGCUGGCCCUGCGAUUGCGGGGUCCUGGGGGCAUCUCACUGGGUACCCCCCUGGCCAGCCUACAAGGCCUUCCCCGGGCCGGAGCAAUGGCCGCCGAGAACAGCAAGCAGUUUUGGAAGAGGAGUGCCAAGCUACCGGGGAGCAUCCAGCCUGUGUAUGGAGCACAGCACCCUCCUUUGGACCCUCGGCUCACCAAAAACUUCAUUAAAGAACGGUCAAAAGUCAGCACGGUUCCUCUGAAGAAUAAGAAGGCCUCCAGUUUUCAUGAGUUUGCCCAGAACACCAGUGAUGCUUGGGACAUUGGCGAUGAUGAGGAAGAGGACUUUUCCUCCCCUUCUUUCCAAACUCUGAACUCAAAAGUUGCUUUGGCAACUGCUGCCCAAGUGUUAGAAAACCAUAGCAAGCUGAGGGUGAAACCAGAACGGUCCCAGUCAACGACAUCCGAUGUUCCUGCCAGCUACAAGGUCAUAAAGUCCAGCAGUGACGCCCAGCUGUCCAGAAAUUCCAGUGAUACAUGCCUGAGGAACCCACUCCACAAACAGCAGUCACUCCCUCUCCGACCCAUCAUCCCCCUUGUUGCCCGGAUCUCAGACCAGAAUGCUUCUGGGGCACCCCCGAUGACUGUCCGGGAGAAAACCCGCCUAGAAAAAUUCCGUCAGCUUCUCUCCAGCCACAACACCGACUUAGAUGAACUGAGGAAGUGUAGCUGGCCAGGGGUUCCCAGGGAGGUUCGGCCUGUAACCUGGAGACUCCUGUCGGGCUAUCUCCCAGCAAACACCGAGAGGAGGAAGUUGACCUUGCAGCGGAAGCGGGAGGAGUAUUUUGGCUUCAUUGAACAGUAUUAUGACUCUCGAAAUGAGGAACAUCACCAGGAUACCUACAGACAGAUUCACAUCGACAUUCCAAGGACGAAUCCUCUCAUUCCAUUGUUCCAGCAACCACUUGUACAGGAGAUCUUCGAAAGAAUUCUAUUUAUUUGGGCCAUCCGACACCCUGCCAGUGGGUAUGUCCAAGGAAUUAAUGACCUGGUCACUCCGUUCUUUGUCGUCUUCCUCUCAGAAUAUGUCGAAGAGGACGUGGAGAACUUUGAUGUGACCAAUUUGUCUCAGGACAUGCUGCGAAGCAUAGAAGCCGACAGCUUUUGGUGCAUGAGCAAACUGUUGGAUGGGAUACAGGAUAACUACACCUUUGCACAACCAGGGAUCCAGAAGAAGGUCAAGGCACUAGAAGAGCUUGUCAGUCGGAUUGAUGAGCAGGUACAUAAUCACUUCAGGAGGUACGAGGUCGAAUACCUACAGUUUGCCUUUCGUUGGAUGAACAACCUGCUUAUGCGGGAGCUUCCCCUUCGCUGCACCAUCCGCCUGUGGGACACAUACCAGUCUGAACCGGAAGGGUUUUCCCACUUUCAUCUCUACGUGUGUGCAGCCUUCUUGAUCAAGUGGAGGAAAGAGAUCUUGGAUGAGGAGGACUUUCAGGGUCUCCUCAUGCUGCUACAAAACCUACCUACGAUACACUGGGGCAACGAAGAGAUUGGGCUGCUCCUCGCUGAGGCGUAUAGACUCAAGUACAUGUUUGCCGACGCCCCCAAUCACUACCGCCGAUAGGUGCUGUCUCCCCAUGGGGACCCAGACUGCCCCCAUCUCUGAUGGCAAUCUGAUCACUGUGGCCACUGUGCGAGCCGUGGACCCUGGCCAGGAACCACUCCUGCUGUAAAAAGCUCACAUCCGCCGCCCAGGUCUUAACUUUUUGGCGUGCCUGUCCACCACUCCAUGUCUCCAGAUGGCUCUCCUGGACCACUAUCAGUAUUCCAUGACAUGUGGAUGGGCCCAGCUCUGGGAGAGGACAGAAAAGGAGCUACAGGGUUGUCUGCCCCUUUAAAAGAAACUGGACAGAAGAAGGGGAAGGCUCAGGGUCUCAAGUCACAUUGCCCUACAUGCACUGGCUAUCUCUUGCCUCCCAGCUCCAACUGAUACUGUUGCUUUUUUGUGACAUAGUUUGAUUUGCUCACAGGUCAGAAACGCCUUAUGUUUUCAAAAGACUCCUGGCCCCUCCCCUCUACCGCCAAUUCCUAGCCUUUCCCCUUCUGCCCAAGUCUGAGCCAGUGAGGGGCAGCUUUUUAAGACCAUUGUUCUCAGAUAGAGGAGGCACUGAUGCUUAUAACUCUGGGAAGAGGCCUAACCCAAGGGCUAGGAAUUUCAUUUUUCCUUUUCUCACCAGACAUCUGUAUGUGUGCCUGCGUCUGUGUGUGUAUGUGGGUAUACACACCCAUCAGCAUUUAGUUACAUGUCUGAAUGUCUGUGUCCAGACUAUCCCCAUUGCAACCAGCUGGGAAGGGCCCCAGUGACCACAUACACAAGCAUCCCUGGAGAAGGAUCAGGGCAGGGGAGAGAGAAGGGGCUUUUUACCUCUCCAGACCCUUUUUCCAUGAUGACCCACUCCAAGAUAUUAUGUGUAAAUUGUGUUAUUAUGUAUAUGGGUAAAGAUGUAUAAAUAU